CCACUCGAUUUGUGUUGGGAUUCCAUUACACACAGACACCUCGAGAUUUGCUAUUUCACACUUGUCACGCAGUUCCAACUUCCACCACCUCCUCUCCUCAUCAAAAAUAAUAAUAAAAAACACGAAAAUGGCUUCGCUAUCUCUUCUCCCAAGCUUUUCCACUCUCAGUUUGGAGUUUCAAUUCUAGGGUUUUAAGAGUUUCAAUUCUUAUUUCUCUCAACCAUGAAGCUCAAUUUCAGUGGGUCCCAUUCCCAGAGCCACACUAUUGCUGGGCUUUUCUUGCUCCUCUUGCCGCUUCUCCUCCCCAAUCUGUUCGGCCCACUGGGCCGUGCCUCUCCUUCCAUGUUCUCUGAAUGGAAUGCUCCAAAACCUAGACACAUGGCUUUACUACGCGGAGCUUUACAGCGACAAACUUCAGUUCAACAGCAGAGUAGACUCUGGUCUCCCUUGGCUAACCAAGGAUGGAAGCCGUGUGCUGAGACUUCAAAAGUACCAUUGCCGGAAAAAUCUAGGGGGUAUAUCCAGGUGUUCCUUGAUGGAGGAUUGAACCAGCAGAAGAUGGGGAUAUGUGAUGCAGUUGCUGUUGCCAAAAUUUUGAAUGCAACCCUGGUUAUUCCACAUCUAGAAGUGAAUCCUGUAUGGCAAGAUUCAAGUUCAUUCACAGAAAUAUUUGAUGUUGAUCAUUUUAUUGAUGUACUACGUGAUGAAGUUUCUAUAGUGAAAGAUCUACCUAGUGAGUAUUCUUGGAGCACAAGGGAGUAUUAUGGUACAGGCAUUCGAGCUACUAGAAUCAAAACAGCUCCUGUUCAUGCUACAGCUAACUGGUAUCUGGAAAAUGUCUUGCCUGUAUUGGAGAGUAAUGGAAUUGCUGCUAUUGCUCCAUUCUCUCAUCGAUUGACUUUUGAAAACCUGCCUGCAAACCUUCAGCGUCUACGUUGUAAAGUCAACUUUCAAGCACUAGCUUUUGUUCCGCAUAUCAGAGCAUUGGGAGACACCCUUGUCAAUCGCCUCCGUUCCUCUCCCAACAAAAACCAAGCAGCACAGACUAAGUACCUACUGCUGGGAAGAGAUCAGAUCGGGAAACAGAACGCUGGGAAAUUUGUUGUAUUACAUCUUCGCUUUGAUAAGGAUAUGGCUGCUCAUUCAGCUUGUGAUUUUGGUGGGGGUAAAGCCGAGAAACUGGCUCUUGCAAAAUACCGGCAGGUGCUUUGGCAAGGAAGGGUCCUAAACUCUCAGUUCACUGAUGAGGAGUUGCGGAACCAGGGACGUUGCCCAUUGACUCCAGAAGAGAUUGGAUUGCUGCUAGCAGCUUUGGGCUUUGACAAUAAUACCCGCCUUUAUCUUGCUUCCCACAAGGUUUAUGGUGGAGAGGCAAGGAUCUCAACUUUGCGCAAGUUAUUUCCACUAAUGGAAGAUAAGAAGAGCCUUGCCUCUGUAGAGGAAAGGGCCAAGGUUGAAGGCAAAGCUUCUUUAUUAGCAGCAGUUGACUAUUAUGUGAGCAUGCAGAGCAACAUCUUCAUUUCUGCUUCUCCUGGCAAUAUGCAUAAUGCUUUGGUGGGACAUCGAGCUUACAUGAACUUGAAGACUAUAAGACCAAACAUGGCACUCUUGGGCCAGCUCUUCCUGAAUAAAAGCAUGGAAUGGUCAGAGUUCCAACGGGCAGUUCUUGAUGGACAUAAAAAUAGACAAGGACAGAUCAGGUUAAGAAAGGAGAAGCAAUCCAUAUAUACUUAUCCUGCCCCUGAUUGCAUGUGUCAAGCUUAAUUGAAUCCAAUCUCACAGAUUUUGACUCCACUUUCUGUAUGUUAUGAUUGCCAAGCACAUUUAUCUGUUUGCGGCUUGUGUAUCAAAAAUAUUUGUGAUAUCGGUUUUCUCAAUAUGUAUAGACGUUGAUUUCACUUGAGCUCAUACUAUUUAAGGUUUCACCUCUCCAUGCCAGUCAAUAAACUAAGUGUUCUCUCUCC
Molecule: messenger RNA, 1964 nt
Organism: Quercus lobata
Lineage: Eukaryota; Viridiplantae; Streptophyta; Magnoliopsida; Fagales; Fagaceae
Product: O-fucosyltransferase 31-like
Exons: 10
Coding region: 223-1764 (513 amino acids)
Source: RefSeq, a predicted model, not a curated record